Molecule: messenger RNA, 1936 nt
Organism: Rhodamnia argentea
Lineage: Eukaryota; Viridiplantae; Streptophyta; Magnoliopsida; Myrtales; Myrtaceae
Product: protein root UVB sensitive 5
Exons: 15
Coding region: 56-1552 (498 amino acids)
Source: RefSeq, a predicted model, not a curated record
CUUUCUCUGGUACGUCCGAGCCCCCCAUUUGGCUCCAAGGACGGACCCCAGCCGCAUGUCUCAAACGGCGCACCUCUCGUUCCCCCACCGCGCCUUCCUCUCACGCCGCCGGCCCCGUCGGAGGAGGAGCCAGUAUGGAGUUGCCCCACGGCCUCUCCGCUCCUCUCGCGGCUCCCCACGCGCCGCGCAACCCGAAGACGCCUCCCUUCCCAGAUGCGAGGCUCGGUCUCCCGUGGUUUUGGUGGAGAGAUACGGCGACGGCACUGCCAAGAGGUAUACAUUACAUGACAACUCACUGUUGAAAAUUUCUCUUGAAAAACAUAUAUCAGAAGAAAAUGAACUCGAGGACACACAUUUUGCUGACCCAAAAUUAGCCUUGCUCCCUGAUUCUGUAAAAGAUUUUAUAUUGCCCUCGGGCUUUCCUGAAUCAGUUUCAGAUGAUUAUUUGCAGUAUUUGUUGUUACAGUUUCCCACAAAUGUCACUGCAUGGAUUUGUCACGCACUGGUCACCUCAAGUCUCCUAAAGGCUGUUGGUGUUGGCUCUUUCUCAGGCAGCACCGCUGCAGCUUCUGCUGCUGCCAUUAGAUGGGUGUCAAAGGAUGGCAUUGGAGCUGUUGGCCGUUUGCUUAUUGGUGGCCGGUUUGGGAACCUCUUUGAUGAUGAUCCGAAACAGUGGCGCAUGUAUGCAGACUUUAUUGGCAGCACUGGAAGCAUCUUUGAUCUGACAACUCAAUUGUAUCCUGCCUAUUUCUUACCACUUGCAUCUCUCGGUAAUCUUGCCAAGGCUGUUGCUCGCGGGUUGAAAGAUCCUUCCUUCCGUGUAAUUCAAAACCAUUUUGCAACCUCUGGAAAUCUGGGAGAAGUAGCAGCCAAGGAGGAAGUUUGGGAAGUAGCUGCUCAAUUGCUUGGUCUAGCUAUAGGGAUACUUAUAUUGGAUACACCUGGUCUUGUUAAAUCUUAUCCAUCUUUGGCAUUUACUUGGACAAGCAUGAGAUUUGUUCACCUUUGGUUACGAUAUCAGUCUCUCUCAGUGUUGAGAUUUAAUACGAUAAAUCUCAAGCGUGCUCGAAUACUUGUAAAAUCACAUGUGUUAAGCUCAAAAGUUCCUGGAUGUGAUGAAUGCAAUGAGAGAGAAAAUAUUCUUGUUUGGCAAAGGUUUUUGAAGCCAUACAUACGUUUUGGUGUGUCAUUUGAAGAGAUGAUGAGUGGUGAGAAGGCUAUUUCUCAGGUGAGCGAACUUUUGAAAUUAUAUAGAAAGGAGGAAUACAUUCUUAAUGUAAAUCCAAGGUACGAAGACAUUGAGAUCUUCAUUGCAUUUAAGGUCGGAGCUACAAGUUCAUCGGUGUUGCGGGGUCUUUGGCAAGCUAAUUGGCUGUAUGAGAACUGGGACAAUGCAGCCGAUAUAUACUAUCAGCUAGCGUUGAGCCUUUCCGAGGUGGAAAAGAGGUUCGAAGAUUUUCUGCAGCAGUUGGAUGAAGCUGGUUGGGAUAGACGCAAUAUCGCUCUGAAGGUUCCAAAGGAAAUCUUGAUUGAUCAGAUAUCUGCAAUAUGAUGGAUUGAGUCAUAACUGUAAAUGCUGGUCGAACAGAAGAAGCCCUUGAACAAGUCAUAACUUUGGAGUCAUUGGGUGGGUGAUCGAUACUUAAGCAGAUUUUCUUGGACUAUAUGGUCACAACCAGAAAUUUUGCGGCUCUUGCCUAAUCCAAGCUGCUGUAAGUCGUUUUUUAUUCUGACCUUCUAUUGCAUUGGAGGAGGGAAAGUAUUUAGUUGUUGUCAGAGUUUGGCCUUUUUAUUAGGAUGUUAGUGUCUGUGUCCGACACUGUCUACUUUGACAAGGCAACGAAAUACGCCCGACUUGGGUAACAUUCAUCUCCAAGAGGGUGUCUACGUGAACGAGAUUGUGACCGCGUCAUUGUAUUUUUAGAGAUCACAUGGC